Alosa sapidissima (American shad) is the source of this 2965-nucleotide messenger RNA. RefSeq names its product trophoblast glycoprotein b (gene tpbg). Lineage: Eukaryota; Metazoa; Chordata; Actinopteri; Clupeiformes; Clupeidae. The coding region runs from base 559 to 1701 and encodes 380 amino acids. Gene Ontology annotation, biological process: negative regulation of canonical Wnt signaling pathway. The transcript has a single exon. Gene Ontology annotation, molecular function: protein binding. Gene Ontology annotation, cellular component: plasma membrane. The record is from RefSeq and is a predicted model, not a curated record.
UUAUUUAAAAAAAACUGCGCAGGGAUGUACUGACUGAGCGUUAGUGUGAGAUGUUGAACUCGCCUUGGAGAAUGACUAAAGAACGUUCAAUGGAAUGCCAGGUUUGGGGGAGCUGUGCACUGAUCCGCAACUUACUUCCGUGAAAUUUGCUAGCAAUUUGCUCUGAGACGGCACACUACAAACGGGCGUAAACAGCGUAGACGUGUUCAACUGAAUGAAAAGAGUCUUUAUCGGCGAUUCGUGGAAAAUUCUCGGUCUUGAUGAGGAAAGGGUCGACUUUGGACGAGGUAAUUUGAGACUGGUGUAUUAAUGUUUUUGAGUUUUUUUUAUACCUGCAUGUAUGCGUUUUGAGGCUGUGAUAGUUGGGUAGCCUAAUGUCUUGGAACUUCGCCAACACUUAAAACUUGGAGGAAGAACUGUUUUCAUCUGGAGUUCGAUGUAGUUCAGUCACACAUUCAAACUCUUCAGAACUGAGCUCACAAAACGGGCUGGAAUUAAUACACCAGCAGGCAUCGAUAGUCGUUCAUACUCUAUUAGGCCUGUUGAAUAGAGGUAACCAUGCGCCUUUUGGAUUUGACGCUUAAAAGAAAAGUUGAAGAAAAGCAGCUCAAUCUCUGUUCGUGGAGUAUAUCUGUAAUGGUUGUCCUCCAUGUCAUCGGAUUCGCUCCGUCCUCCGCCUGUCCCAGCGAAUGCGUAUGUUUCAAUACAACAGUAAAAUGCGUAAACCAAGACCUCAAAGCAAUUCCUAAACCCCUACCUGAGGACACCAAGAUACUGUUUGUAACGGGCAAUAACAUUAUGCGUCUCUCCUCGGAUUCCUUCCCUAGCCCCCUCAAACAACUUACCAAUGUCCAUUUGACUGGGAAUCGUAUAGAGGAGAUAGAUUCUCGGGUAUUUAAUAAUAUCCCAAACUUAAGUCUGCUUGACCUCAGCAACAACAGGAUACGAGAAUUCAGUGCAGACGCGUUAGCCGCCGAUAACUCAUUGCUUACGCUAAAUCUGAGCAGAUCCCUGUGCAAUUACUCGUACACCGGUGAAAUAUCUCGUCUAUUGCACAACACUCCGAAGCUUUCCAAACUGGAUUUGUCAAACAACGACUUGGUUUUGCUACCAGACGACAUGUUCUCUAGUCUGUUGGACAUAAUUUUUUUGGAUUUGCGCAACAAUUCCAUCGUGUCUGUAAGCAGCGGGACUUUGAGAAACCCCCUCCUAGGUCUAUUAGAUUUACGGGAAAACGCUUUGAAGGAGCUAUCAAAUGGAACAAUUGCCGACUUCAGCAUCAACCCCAACCUACGGAUCCGGUUGACUGGCAACCCGUGGGUAUGCGAUUGCAGUAUCGUGGACAUGCAGGAGUGGUUGAGGAAAAACGAUCAGGUUUUGGAUAAGGAAAACAUUACCUGUAAUAGCCCGAGUUACUUCAUGGGGGAUUCACUGCUAGAGGUUCAGUCCUCUGAGCUUACGUGUAAUUUCAAUGGAGACCUGGAGGGGGUACUGGAGACAUCUUAUGUCUUUCUGGGCAUGGUGCUGGCACUAAUCGGGGUCAUCUUUCUGCUGGUGCUCUACCUGAACAGAAAAGGCAUCAAGCGGUGGAUUUACAACAUCCGGGACGCCUGCAGGGACCACAUGGAGGGUUACCACUACAGGUAUGAGAUCAACUCAGACCCGCGGCUGGCCAACCUCAGUCUCAACUCAGAUGUCUGACACUCGGGCUUAAGCUCAGACCACACACCCAAACUCUGCAUGACUGGCCCUCCAGUGUGUGAAGUGGCUGCCCAUAUACCCGCCUGACCCCCUAACCCCCUCCCCAUCAUAGACUCUGAGGUAUUCAAUCCCCCCUCCCCAAAACGCCUUUCCACCAGACAGGACUUGAACUGUGCUUCAAGAGAGGAUUGUGACUCAGAGCAACUCAUACCUAAAACCAUGUGAAGUCUCUGCUAAUGUGUUUAGUCAUCUUUUGAUGUUGUUCAGUGCUGCAUGGAUUGGAAUGUCAUGACACAGGCAUUUGCAGACAAAGCCAUCAGUGAGAGGUUUUUAAACAUUUUUUUUUCUUACAUUUCUUCUCUAUCAGUAAGGGACUAUCCUGGACAAGGGUUGGUUUAGUAGACUACUGAACAUUAUUAUGAGAAGUGUACUUACUUGGUACACUGUGUAGUGAUGGAAAUGUCAGAUAUAUAUGCUACAGCUUCAUUCUCUUGCUCAAAAGUCUUGUUUCUGCCCAUUUUUUAGCUUUGUCUCAACCCAAGACAGAUAUGCUUGUUGAUGUGUUGCUGUAUUUUCUAAAACUUGCCAUGUAAUUUUAUGAUAUCAGCAUUGAAUCAGAGUUGUAUACCAUUUGUUUUUAUAUUCAAUAAUACUUGCUAGCUGAACAGGGAAUUGCCUCAAUUUUCCUUAAAGGUACUAGAAUCUCUCUGAUCUGGGAGAGGAAUGUGGAACUGUGUAUACUGAUCGAGAGGGUCACUCACUACAGACUUUGGGAUGAUGCCUGGACGGAUUUACUCUUUCAUACACACACACACACACACACACACACACACACACAUACUCAUUCCUCACCCGUAACGAGCAUGCCUCAUCACAGACAAAUUACACCUCUCCAGACCUAAAUCCUCAAACGGAGACAUCGGAAGCACAAAGGAAUGUCGCACAAUCUCAACAAGCCCUCCGUAAUCCUCCAGACAACUGGGAGUUUUUUGUCAUACAUUUUCCCCCACAGAGCAUUAAGCAGACAAUUAUAGAGAUAUGGUACCAUGUCAAAUGGCUCGGCCCCACAAUUAGGCCUGAUGGAUAAACUUUAAUGGACCACCAUUAAGUUCAGCUAACGACCAUCUCCAGAAAUGCCUGACUUCAAAGCACUCAAGUAUGACUGAGAGGGGUCAGGAAUAGCAGCUUUGCUGGAAAAAAAAUGCACAAAAUGAACAUUGCAGAGAAAGCGUUGAAGCUUUCAUCUUUGCCAUUUUUCUGUAUA